UUCGAAUUAUGUUAAAUAAGUUAGGUAUAAAUCAUAGGCACAACACCGCUACUUCCAGUCAACAAAACAAUGUGGUUACGCGUGUUUCUUAUUGUUUUCGUGCUUCUGCAUUGCGUAUUUUCUGCACAAAAUGUUGAGGUGUCUACACCUUUUGGGAAAAUUUUAGGAACAACAUUAACGACUCGGUUAGGUAAAACUAUUUAUGCUUUUCGAGGAAUUCGAUAUGGGAAACCACCAGUUAAUGAACUUCGUUUUAAACCUCCACAACCUGUUGAUCCGUGGUCUGGAAUCUACAAUGCCACUAGCGAUGCACCGGUUUGCCCUCAACCUGGUAUUACUCCCGUUUCGGAGGACUGUCUAUUUCUCAAUGUCUACGCAACCAAGCUACCUGCUGGAAAAAACAACCCUAAACGUCCAGUAAUAAUACAUUUGCACCCUGGAGGGUUUUAUAGCGUCACUGGCCGCAGCAACUGGGCCGGACCGCAAUACUUCAUGGAUCAAGAUAUAGUUAUGGUAACUUUAAAUUAUCGGUUAGCUACGUUGGGUUUUAUUAGUGUUGGCAAAGAAGCACCUGGAAAUAACGGACUAAGAGAUCAAGUAAUAGCAAUGAAGUGGGUUCAGAAUAAUAUAGCAUCAUUUGGUGGAGAUCCAAAUUCUGUUACCCUCUAUGGAUACAGUGCAGGUGCUUGGAGUAUCACUCUCCAUAUGGUUUCUCCAAUGUCGCGUGGUUUAUUCCACAAAGCUAUUCUUGGCAGCGGAUCUGCACUGGGACAUUGGCCUUUGCCUAGACAUCAGCUGGAUUUAGCCAAAAAACAGGCUAGGAUUUUAGGGUGUCCAGAUGAUAAUGCAACAGUAGUAAUAGAUUGUCUAAGAAAAACACCUGCAGAAGAAUUAGGAAACUCUUUUUUCCAGUUUGCCGAAUUUGGUACCGAUCCUAUACUUCUUUGGUCACCAGUUAUUGAAGAAGAUUUCGGUCAAGAACGAUUUCUUCCAGAUAAUCCAAUUAAAUUAAUUAAAAGUGGAAAGUUUGAACAAGUUCCUGUAAUAGCAGGAAUUACCAAAGAUGAGUUUGCUCAAAGAGCUUUUCCAAUAUUAUCUAAUGAUAGCUUACUGCAACAAGUCAACAACGAUUUUGAAAGAUACGCACCACUUAUGUUUAUUUACGAAAGGGGGACCAGUAAGUCAAAGGAAGUCAGUAGAAGUGUACGUCAGUUUUACUUUGGUGUCGAUCCUAUAACUAAUGCAUCAUUGCAAAAUUUAGAAAAUGCAUAUUCUGAUUCUAUCGUAGGGUUUCCAGCCAACAGAGCUGUUGAUUUAAUAUCUACAUACAGCAGUAAGCCUGUAUACUAUUACCUGUUUACGUAUCAAGGACGAUAUAGUCAUUUUUAUCUUCCUGGCUCUAACGGAACUAUACCAAACGGUGUGGCUCACCAUGACGAUUUAAUUUAUUUGUUCUACAUUUCUCCACUAUUUCCAUUUUUUAAUUCUACUGAUCCGGAAACUAAAAUGGUAGAAACACUGUCUUCAUUGUGGGCUAAUUUUGCUAAUACAGGUGAUCCCACUGACUGCAGUCUUAACGAAAACAUUGGCAACAUUGAAUGGAUACCGUAUGACACAACCACAAAAAAAUACUUGGAAAUUGGAGAAAAGCUCACACUUAAAGAAAAAUUGUUCGAGGAUAGAUACUCAUUUUGGAGGAAUUUAUAUCCACUUUCUUCGAAUGUGAAGAUUUGAAUACAACAAAGAUGAUUAAAGAUUUAAGUUAAAAUAUGGAUUCAGAACUAAUUAUAAAAUACCUUUAUUUUUAUGCAUGUAUGUUUGUAAUAUUUGUAAUAAUAAUCAGAAGAAAUUUAA
Zophobas morio is the source of this 1854-nucleotide messenger RNA. RefSeq names its product esterase FE4-like. The coding region runs from base 70 to 1734 and encodes 554 amino acids. NCBI's taxonomy places the organism in Eukaryota, Metazoa, Arthropoda, Insecta, Coleoptera, Tenebrionidae. The transcript is spliced from 8 exons. The record is from RefSeq and is a predicted model, not a curated record.